GGCCCGGGCCCGCUACUGCGCAGGCACAGCGCCGCUGGGCCUGGCCGGGCGCGACGCAGUAUUGAGCGCCGGUGUGUCGUCAACGUGUGUGCGACGCGGGGAGGGCGCCGCCGCCGCGAAGCUCGUUGGCCGAGGGGCGGGGGAGGCGGCUGUCCUUCUCCUCCUCCUCCUCCUCUUGCUGCUGCUCGCGGGCCCGCCGGCAGCAUGCAGAACGUCAUCAACACGGUGAAGGGGAAGGCCCUGGAGGUGGCCGAGUACCUCACCCCCGUGCUCAAGGAGUCAAAGUUCAAAGAAACUGGAGUAAUCACACCUGAAGAAUUUGUCGCGGCUGGAGAUCACUUAGUUCACCACUGUCCUACUUGGCAAUGGGCUUCAGGAGAAGAACUAAAAGUCAAGGCUUAUCUGCCAACAGACAAACAGUUUUUGGUAACUAAAAAUGUGCCAUGUUACAAAAGGUGUAAGCAGAUGGAGUACUCGGAUGAGCAGGAAGCAAUUAUAGAAGAAGAUGAUGGUGAUGGGGGAUGGGUAGACACUUUUCACAAUGCAGGUAUAGUGGGUGCAACAGAAGCAGUUAAGGAGAUCACACUAGACAGUAAGGAAAAUAUAAAAAUACCAGAUCGUUCAGCAUCUUGCGAAGAUGAUGAUGAGGAAGAUGAAGGAGAAGCUGCAGACAUGGAAGAGUAUGAAGAGAGUGGGCUAUUGGAGACAGAUGAUGCAACGCUUGACACGAGACAGAUUGUAGAAACUAACAAGGCUAAAGUUGAUGUUGGAGGGGAAGAUGCUAUUCUACAGACUAGAACUUACGACCUCUACAUCACUUACGAUAAAUAUUACCAAACUCCAAGACUGUGGUUAUUUGGAUAUGAUGAGCAGCGGCAGCCUUUAACAGUAGAGCAUAUGUAUGAAGAUAUUAGUCAAGAUCAUGUCAAGAAAACGGUAACCAUUGAAAACCAUCCCCAUCUUCCUCCACCUCCCAUGUGCUCAGUUCAUCCAUGCAGGCAUGCAGAAGUCAUGAAGAAAAUAAUUGAGACUGUUGCAGAAGGUGGAGGAGAACUUGGCGUUCACAUGUACCUUCUUAUUUUCUUGAAAUUUGUACAGGCGGUCAUUCCAACGAUAGAAUAUGACUACACAAGGCACUUUACGAUGUAACUAAAAUAAGAAAUGUCUCCUCUAAUUAUUAAAUCCUUUUUUAAAUAACCCAUCCAUGUGACUUAUACAACAUUAUACAUAAUUUCUGUAACUAACCUUUUAUCAAGUUGAUGCAUUAAAAUAAAAUGUUCCAUUACCAGCCUUUUUAAUAAAAAUCUUUGUGUAUAAUAUAAAUAAAUCACUUUCAUUCCAAUACAGACACUGCACUAAGAGGUGGGAUUUUUUUUCUCCAUAAUUCCUUCAAUUUUGCUUUCAACAGAAGACUCUUUUUGUCUAUAUUAGAAUCUAAAAUCUACUUUCUUAGUAGAAACCUAAUGUUUUUGGCUUUAUUACUGAUUCCUGAAAAUGAAAAGAUUUUAUUAUUAUUUUUCAUCCCAAUUAAAUUAACUUGAGAAUUAUGUGGGUUUUUCCCUAGUUAUGAAUGGUUAUGUUUCCUCCAGCUGGAGGAGGAUUUUGAAAGCUGAAAGAAAAUACUUGAUCAUCUUGUAGAAAAGUUUAAUAUAGCUGUAACUAACCAAUCUUUGAAAAGUGAUUGAGCAAGACUAGUGUUUUGGGUUGGAAUUUUUUGGGAGACAAAGGAGAAAUAUUAGUAUGUAGUCUGUUAAUCUUGUAGUAAAGGCAAAAAAAAAGUCUUAUUAACAAAGUUACAGCUUUGGGGUAAGGGGAGAAGAUUGCUAUGGUACAGCAAGAUUUGGUCUUGAUUACUUGUCUGCCUCAACUACACUAGCUGGUAGUCCAAUAGCAUGAUUUCCUUUUUGGGGUAAAUAUACAUGGAGUUGUUUAUGAAUUCAGAUAUCGCAGAUGCAUCCAGGCUUUAGCAGCUGCUUUCUGCCCUGUAAAUAAGUUUUUCAUUAAUGAAAAUGUGAGGAAAGGACCACCACAUAUAUAUGUGUGUGUGUGUGUGUGUGUGUGUAUAUUUCUAUUAGGUUCACUUAAACUCUGUUUAGCUUUCAGUUCUCCCAAACAUCCAGCUAGCAUUCUGCAGGGUAAUCUGAAGUUGGAUGUCUGCAACUGGCUGAAUUUACUGUUGGGUAGGAAGGUUGGUCCCUGUUCUGGCACAGCUGGUCCCCAUCUUGGCUGUCCUCUCUACCAUGCUCUUACAUGACAGCCUGUAAUCAAGUUCUGUGUACUAUGCUUAAAUUGGCUUUCCUCUCUUGAUAUCUAUCUUCACUUCCUCUUUUUUGGACAGUAUCUUAAGCAAUGUCUAUAUAAAUGAAGAGUAAUGGAGCUGAAACCUGUUAAAACUUAACCACACCCACUGAGUCAUGCCAUAGGAUUUUCCCUAUCAGACUAAUCUCCAGGAUGUUUUGGGUCUUUUGGUAACAAAGGAAGUAGCUGUCCUCCACCCAACAAACAGGGGGGUUGGAGGGGAGCAAAGACAGAUUAUGUAUUAAAAUAACCAGCACUGAUGCAUAUUUUUUUCCUUUGCUCUGUCAGAAUCUUUUGAAACGUCAUUCUCCCUAAAAGUUGUCUCCUCUUUUGGGAACAUGAAUUAGUCUUUCACUGGUUUCCAGUAUGUUAACAAAUACCACAUUUUUCUUUGCCAGGCUGUUGGUGGAAGUAAGUGGCAGGAUAUAUAUUUUUUUUAACUAUAAACUGAUGAAGGCCUUUUUCUCUGACCCUAGCAGAAAAACAGGAGCAGCAGAACUGAAGAGAACUUGCUAGCAGCUUACAUCAGCACUGUGAUAUUUAAUGUCUUACAGCAUUUGUAA
Messenger RNA from Strigops habroptila (Kakapo), 2861 nucleotides. RefSeq names its product autophagy related 3 (gene ATG3). Gene Ontology annotation, cellular component: cytosol; cytoplasmic ubiquitin ligase complex. The coding region runs from base 205 to 1149 and encodes 314 amino acids. Gene Ontology annotation, biological process: autophagy of mitochondrion; autophagosome assembly; nucleophagy. NCBI's taxonomy places the organism in Eukaryota, Metazoa, Chordata, Aves, Psittaciformes, Psittacidae. Gene Ontology annotation, molecular function: Atg8-family ligase activity. The record is from RefSeq and is a predicted model, not a curated record. The transcript is spliced from 12 exons.